AUGUCUUUCGGAAAGCUGUAUGGCUUUGAUGGCAAUGCCCGGACCAUGGUCUGCUUGGCCGUUGCGAAGGAGAAUAACCUCGACAUCGAAUAUGUUCAGACCGACCCUAGCAAAGGCCUCUCCGCUGAGUACACCAAGCUGAACCCUCUGAAGAAAGUCCCAACCUUUGAGGCAGCAAAUGGCUGGGUCCUUUCUGAGGUUAUCGCUAUUGCAAUCUACUUCACAUCCCAGAACGAGAAGACGACCUUGUUAGGCAAGACUAAGCAAGACUAUGCUCAAAUUGUGCGAUGGAUGUCGUUCGCCAACUCCGAAGUCCUGCCAAACCUGGGCAACUGGUUCCGACCCUUGAUCGGUAGAGACCCAUACAACAAGAAGAACGUCGAAGAUGCAAAGAACGCCACCCUAGAGGCUGUUGCCGUCCUCGAGACCCACUUCUUGAUCAACACCUGGUUUGUCGGCGAAAGAAUUACCUUGGCUGACUUGUUUGGUGCCUCUCUUAUGGCUCGCGGUUUCCAGUUCGUCUGGGACAAGGAGUUCCGAGAGAAGUUCCCUUCUCUUACCCGAUGGUACGAGACUGUCACUAACCAGCCUGUAUGGAAGGCCGUGGUUCCAGAGCCCAUCAUGGUUGAGGAGGCCGUCAAGUACACUCCUCCCAAGAAGGAGGCCAAGCCAAAAGCCGAGCCAGCUCCAAAGACUGAGAAGAAACCAGCCUCAAAGCCGGCCGAUGAUGAGGACGACGAGCCAAAGCCAGAGCAGCCGAAGCAAAAGCACCCUCUUGAAGCUCUUGGCAAGCCUGAGCUCAUCAUGGACGACUGGAAGAGAAAGUACUCCAACGAGGAGACCCGAGAGGUCGCUCUUCCUUGGUUCUGGGAACACUACAAGCCAGAGGAAUACUCUUUGUGGCGAGUUGAUUAUAAGUACAACGACGAAUUGACCAUGACUUUCAUGUCUUCUAACCUGAUCGGUGGUUUCUUUGCUCGUCUCGAGGCCAGCCGAAAGUACAUUUUUGGAGCUGCCUCCGUUUAUGGUGUCACCAAUGACUCUGUCAUUCGUGGUGCAUUCAUGGUACGAGGUCCAGAGGCUCUGCCAGCUUUCGAUGUCGCUCCAGAUUGGGAGAGCUACGAAUUCACCAAGCUCGAUGCUGGCAAGCCUGAGGAUAAGAAGUUCCUUGAGGACAUGUGGGCAUGGGAUCAGCCAAUUGAUGUCAACGGAAAGACCUACGAGUGGGCUGACGGAAAGGUGUUCAAGUAA
Messenger RNA from Lithohypha guttulata, 1251 nucleotides. RefSeq names its product elongation factor EF-1 gamma subunit (gene TEF4). Gene Ontology annotation, biological process: translational elongation. The record is from RefSeq and is a predicted model, not a curated record. Gene Ontology annotation, molecular function: translation elongation factor activity. The transcript has 3 exons. Gene Ontology annotation, cellular component: cytoplasm; nucleus. NCBI's taxonomy places the organism in Eukaryota, Fungi, Ascomycota, Eurotiomycetes, Chaetothyriales, Trichomeriaceae. The coding region runs from base 1 to 1251 and encodes 416 amino acids.